AUGGGUAAAAAGAGUAAAUUCACUCUUCACCUAGUGAAACAAGCCGACAACGGAUCAUAUCGUAUAAAAUCGCCGGAAGAAGAUUCUAGUCAGGUUCCUCCUUGUCCUGCACCAAAAGAAAGGGUAGACCUACAAAAUGAACAUAAUGCGGAAAAAGAAGCCAAUACAGAGGCGAACUCCACUUCUGAGUUUGAAAGUCUUUUCGAACACAGCAGCGAGGAUGAUAUCUCCAGUGGCAGUAGUGAUGCGUACGAUCCAGAUAAAAACAAAAAUGACCAUAGCAGUAACAAGAGCAAGGAAGACGACGAUGACGAAGUUGAUGUGGCACAACAGCUUCGUUGUGCGCACCAGGAGCCGCAGAACAUAUAUAAGCGGACAGAAGUCAACAGCAAAGUGCAGUCUGUUAUCAACACCAGCAUCAUGAACAAGUAUCUGGUGAUUUUGACCGUGCUUCUGGUCGCCGCCAUGUGCGUCUCGCCACUUUGGGCCAGCGCUGUACCUGAUCACCACGGAGGCCCCCAGCACUCGCAGCACCAUGGUGGCGGAUCCCAGCACCACGGUGGUGGAUCCCAGCACCACGGUGGCCCAGGGCAGCACCAAGGAGGUGGCCCAGGGCAGCACCAAGGCGGCACCGGCCACCACGAUUCUCACGGAGGUGUGGGGCACCAUGGCUGAUAGGACUUUCGUUCUGCUCUGCUUCUACCUCUUCAGCAGUGAUGCAACAUUCUUCUGAGGACAGCUCUAUCUAUUCAGUGUAACCAACUUUUAUGUCAAGCAUGCUUGGUAAAUAAAAAGUCUCCAGUCAUUUAAAACGUGUGCAAAUUUUUUCAGCUCUAAAAUUAUAAAACAUUUCGCGAACUGUUAAGUAUGUAAAACUUCUCUUGUGUAACACCAAGUUCAGAGAACCAAACAACGGCGUCACCACAUCGAAUAUUAAAUCACAGUUGAAUAAAUAUUUAAAAACA
This is a messenger RNA of Schistocerca serialis cubense, 965 nucleotides long. RefSeq lists its product as uncharacterized. The record is from RefSeq and is a predicted model, not a curated record. The transcript has 4 exons. Bases 1 to 675 code for a protein of 224 amino acids. NCBI's taxonomy places the organism in Eukaryota, Metazoa, Arthropoda, Insecta, Orthoptera, Acrididae.